UACAGUAAACGUAGAUAGUUUAUGCUCAGUUACAGGCGGUCACAGUAUGAUUGUCCAGACAUACUGUAGUAGCAGCAUUGCUGCGGCCUUAAUAAACCUUUACUGUAAAUAUGUAUAGACGAGAUGAUACGGUUUCAUAGAUCGAUGGUAUAUAUCAACAGACGGAGAGAUGCUUUGGCUUAACGCAUUGCCCUUGUAAAACGGUCUUAAAUGAGUUAGAAACAGCGUUUAUACACAAACACUUCGUUCACCAUUUUAAAAUUAACCUUGGAAUGUCGGGCCAUAAAAUGGUUGUGCUGAUCUGUAUGGAUGGAAGCAAACACUCGGAUUACGCCCUUAAAUAUUACCGGGACCACAUCCACCAGCAGAGCAACAGAGUUUAUGUCGUACACUGCGCACAUUACCACACUGAACAUUGGCAGACGUUCUCUAUGACGCCCGCUGAUUCUGCCGUUCUUCAGUCAAUGAUCGACAAGGAUAUCGAGAGAAUAAGCAAGGUCGUAACGCAUCUCAAGGCCACCAUCGAUGAUCUCCAGUUGACUGCAGAAAUCAUUAAAGUCCAUGGAAAUCCGGGUCACGCACUUGUGGAAAAGUCCAAGACAAUCGGUGCCUCCAUGAUCGUGGUGGGGUCACGCGGGGUCGGCACCGUUCGGAGGACAUUUCUUGGAAGCGUUUCGGAUUAUCUCGUUCACCAUGCUCAUAUGCCAGUUCUUGUGUGCAAACAUCCACAAGAUAUAUAAUAACUGAGUGAAAACAUGGCAGUUACCCAUAUAGAGGACCAGUAGACGACCAGAAUGAUGUGUAUAACAGAAACAGACUGUCAAUGGUUAUUACAUGGCAAGUUAUAAUUGACCAAAUUACUUUAAAAAAAAAUAAAAAAAACAUUAAUGAU
Messenger RNA from Mizuhopecten yessoensis (Yesso scallop), 892 nucleotides. Its product is annotated as universal stress protein YxiE-like. The transcript has 4 exons. Bases 273 to 740 code for a protein of 155 amino acids. NCBI's taxonomy places the organism in Eukaryota, Metazoa, Mollusca, Bivalvia, Pectinida, Pectinidae. The record is from RefSeq and is a predicted model, not a curated record.